AAUGAGACGCCUCUGAGGACAGGUCUAACACGACUCAUCUUUAAGGACGCAUCUUCUACAGUGUUUGUGUGUGCGUUUGUGUGUGUUACCCUCCAAGUGUCAGGAUGAAGUUUGUGCUGUUGGGAAUCGCCGUGGUGAUCGGAUUCUUCGCCCUCGCGGAGUCUCUGACCUGUAAUCAGUGCUCAGUGAGUCUGUUUAACAUCUGUGCGAACCCCUCGUCUGUGAACUGCACCACCAACACGUCUGUGUGCACCACAUCCAGUUUCACGAGCGGCUCUGGUUUGCUGAACUUUAACUCUCAGAACUGUUUAGAGUCGUCUCUGUGUAACACCACCAUCUACACCUUCAUCUUGGGUGUACCGUACAACGUCAGUCAGAGCUGCUGUAACACAGACAGUUGCAACCGUCUGGUGAACAGUGGUCCCUCCAAUGUCCAGCUUCAACUCACUGCGGUCCUGAGCGCCACCCUGCUCGCCUGUGUCUGGGGCCAGUCCGUCUACUGACCACUGAAAUCCGACUCGGUAAUAAUGUAAUUACUCUAACUGUAAUAGCACAGCUGUUGCAAACAAAUGGUGGUUUAAUGAAUAUUUUGAGAAUGUAACAUUUAGGGCAACUGUACCACUGUGUUAAAAUGUUGUUACCAUAACAACUCAACUUACACAGUUAACAGAAUAACGGGUUUUAAAUAUACGGGCUGAAAUAAAUGGGAAACUAAUUCUGAAAGGGAAAAAUAGAGAGGUUUUCUACUAACUUAGAGUUUACAUUCUUUCUUUUAAAAAAAGAGAAUAUACUGUUACAAUGUGAACGGACAAAUUUCCAAAUUCAAUUGAGGUUUAUUCUUCUCUAUAAUGUUGUACAUUUGGGAAACUACAUUAUGAGCGACACUGCCUCAUUUCUACUGUGCUCCAGUCGGGCAUUUCAUUAAAAUGUGUACGAAAGACUAAGCGCAAGUCUUGGGUACUUUUGGAAAAUGGGUCAAAGCCAACACUCAUUAUUUCUGCCACAGACACGAUCUCAACCAUUCUAUAACGGAUCAGCUUUACUUUAAUAGAUCACCUAUUUACUGUAGAAAACAUUCACAUUACGUUCAUACACACAUUUUCUCCUGCAGAAUUGCUGCGUGUCGUUUCAUUGCCAUGUAAACAUUUCUAAUUCUCUUGUUUGUGUUUUAUGUGACGUUUAUACAUUAUUGAUUACUGCUUGUUAACUUUUGAAUGGGAUUAAGAAUUGUUAUUGAAAUUACCUGGUUAAUAAAUCAUGUUGGAAUUUA
Messenger RNA from Ictalurus punctatus (channel catfish), 1270 nucleotides. It is a transcript of the gene lye, whose product is annotated as lymphocyte antigen-6, epidermis. The transcript is spliced from 3 exons. NCBI's taxonomy places the organism in Eukaryota, Metazoa, Chordata, Actinopteri, Siluriformes, Ictaluridae. The record is from RefSeq and is a predicted model, not a curated record. The coding region runs from base 105 to 503 and encodes 132 amino acids.